UGAGCUUCCGCCUCCUCGAAUUGGUCAAGCGACCCACCCCAGCAAGCAAUAGGAAUAGCCUGGUGUAAGUGACUCACGGCCUCCUAUAUCUUCCCUCAAAAUGCGCCUUUGCCUUCUUUCCAUUGCAUCUUUGAUAUUAUCUGUAUAUCAAUAAUAUUUACCUCAAUUACAAUGACUUCCCGUCAGAACAUCAGCUCUGGCUCUGCCUUUGAAGAGCUCAUCGGAUAUUCACGAGCUGUCGUGACUGGCGAUUGGGUUUUUGUCAGUGGCACGACUGGUUAUGAUUAUAAGACUGGAGUUAUUUCGUCAGAUGUUGCCGAGCAGGCCGACCAAACUAUGACCAACAUCGCCGCUGCUCUGAAAGAUGCCGGUGCUUCGGUCUCCGAGGUCGUUCGAGUUCACUAUAUCCUCCCUGACCGCGAUGACUUCCCAAAGACUUGGCCAGUGUUGAAGAAGUGGUUUGGCGAUGUUCGUCCUGCUGCAACCAUGAUCCAGUCCUCAUUGAUGAAGGAGGAGAUGAAGAUUGAGAUUGAAGUUACUGCGAGAAUUGGCUGUGGGGAUAAGAAGGAAUAGAUGUUCUGCUCCGGCACUACAGGAUUCCUCCGUGGUCAAGAACAAAGAGUCAGGUCAUGUUUCAUAUAGGCAACCAUAAAUUUUGUAUAUCCAACCUAGUCUAAUGAAACAAUGGAGCAAUCAAGCU
Fusarium oxysporum Fo47 is the source of this 700-nucleotide messenger RNA. RefSeq names its product Endoribonuclease L-PSP/chorismate mutase-like protein. The coding region runs from base 172 to 573 and encodes 133 amino acids. NCBI's taxonomy places the organism in Eukaryota, Fungi, Ascomycota, Sordariomycetes, Hypocreales, Nectriaceae. The transcript is spliced from 2 exons. The record is from RefSeq and is a predicted model, not a curated record.